CGGUUUGACGAGUUAGAUUCUUUGCCACAAUUUGUUGUGAAUAUAUCGGUAGGCUGAUCCUAUUUUGUUCCUGCAAGGAUUCUACUCCAGAUAUCCCUUAUAAAACCACCUCCGUUGAACGCGUUAAAAAAUGGUUCGAUUGUGAAGUGCAGUUCAUUAUUUGUAACAUAGUGUCGGGUGUUUUGCUGGAAUUUUCGGGUUUCACUGAUCGCAUCCAGGGGGGAGGCUCACGUCACUAGCUCACACGUCAGCCGGAAUCACACACACUAAUUGCUGUACAAAACACUUGCCAGCGGGUGACUCUUCUCUCGGACGAAAAGGAGUGUAUUUGGGCAUUCAAAAUGGUGUUAAUAGCAGCCGCCGUGUGUACGAAAGCGGGGAAAACAAUCGUUUCCCGGCAGUUUGUAGAGAUGACGAAGGCCCGCAUCGAAGGACUGCUGGCCGCGUUUCCGAAGCUAAUGACUUCCGGUAAGCAGCACACAUUCGUCGAAACGGAUUCCGUGCGCUACGUAUACCAGCCGCUGGAAAAGCUAUACAUGCUGCUCAUCACCACCAAGGCAAGUAACAUCCUGGAGGAUCUCGAAACGCUGCGCCUGUUCUCGAAGGUGAUUCCCGAGUACUGCCGUUCGCUGGAGGAGAAGGAAAUCAUCGAGAAUGCGUUCGAUUUGAUCUUCGCGUUCGAUGAGAUCGUUGCGCUGGGCUAUCGGGAGAGCGUCAACCUGGCGCAGAUUAAAACGUUCGUCGAGAUGGAUUCGCACGAGGAGAAGGUGUACCAGGCGGUUCGGCAAACGCAGGAACGGGAGGCGAAGCAAAAGAUGCGUGAACGUGCGAAGGAACUGCAGCGUCAGCGCAUGGAGAUGAAGAAGGGUCAAUCGGGUGGCCGGGGUGGUGGUGGCGGCAGUGGUCCCGCCGGUGGCUUCGGCAACAGCUUCGGCAGCAGUGGCGGCAUAUCAAGUGAUAGCAUUUCUUCGCUUAGCACGCCGUCUGCCAACAUCGCUGAAAUAAGCAAACCAGCACCAGCUGCCGCUAAAUCAACCGCACCACGUAAUGCGCUCAAACUGGGUGGCAAAUCACGCGAUGCCGACACAUUCGUAGAUCAGCUCAAGAACGAAGGAGAAAAGGUGGUUUCUACCCCAUUGCCCACCGUGGCCUCAUCGGCGUCUGCCAAAGCGAAGCCUGUCUCGGAUGUGCCGAUGGAUUCUGUGCAUUUGCGCAUGGAGGAUAAGGUGGUGAUUCGUAUCGGGCGCGACGGUGGACUGCAAACGUUCGAACUGUCCGGAUUGCUGUCGUUGCGCAUAUCGGACGAAAAGUACGGCCGUAUUAAGGUGCAGCUGGAUAAUACGGAUCAGCGCGGCAUUCAACUGCAGACGCAUCCGAACGUGGACAAAGAGCUAUUCCGAAGCGCGAAUCAGAUUGGGUUGAAAAAUCCGGCCAAACCAUUCCCGCUGAACACGGACGUAGGUGUUUUGAAGUGGCGCUAUCAGACGCAGGACGAGUCCGCCGUACCGUUGACUAUUAACUGUUGGCCAUCGGAAAAUGCAGAGGGCGGUUGUGACGUGAAUAUUGAGUACGAGCUGGAGCAUACUCGAUUGGAGUUGCAGGAUGUUUGCAUUACGAUUCCACUACCCAUGGGUAUUACACCGUCGAUUGCCGAGUGCGAUGGUGACUACAAUCACGAUUCGCGAAAGAAUCAGCUGCUGUGGAAUCUGCCGGUCAUUGAUGCUUCCAGCAAACAGGGCUCGAUGGAGUUCAGCGUACCCAGCUCCAUUCCGGGUGACUUUUUCCCGCUCGAUGUAACAUUCUCGUCCAAAAUUCCCUAUGCCGAGCUAGCACCCGCUAAAGUAAUGCUGGUAGAGGACGGUAGCGAUGUGAAGUUCUCGGCCGAAACAGUUUUCUAUACGGAUAAGUUUGAAAUAGUGUAAAUCGGCAACCGAACGUGCGUCGACGAGGGGGGGGUGGGGGGAUACACCGCCGCAUCCCUCAAGCGUGGAAGUUGUGGUUGUGUUUACGUGAAUAUGUAUAUCAUUAUAUUUCUGCUUCUCUUACGAUGCCGCAAUUCCACAGUACAGAACGGAGGGAGAGAGUUACAUAGUGAAAGGGUCAGCUGUUUAUAGAGGUAAGCGUACGUCCGUAGCGAAAUAUGCAGUGCCUGUGCACACGAGUGCACGGAUAGUAGUAGUAGCGGAGUGAAUUCAUCUUCCCCAUCCGUUGCGCUACCGGCGAAGGAUUCAUACGUUUUCGUUGAUUUUUACCUUGAUUUUCUUUUUUAAAAACGCAUAUUAUGCCUCCUCCCCUGUUGGUGUGUAGCAUUUUUUUAAACAACCAAUCAAAUACGCAACCCGCCCACGGUGGGAAACAUUCUACGUUAGCAAAGCUGUAAGAUGGCGAACUAUUAAUUACGAGCAUAUGGGAGAAAACAAAAAGAAGAGUAAUCCAAACAUCCAAACGGUGAAUAAACGUAAAUUAACUACGAAGAAGCGUG
Messenger RNA from Anopheles stephensi (Asian malaria mosquito), 2482 nucleotides. It is a transcript of the gene deltaCOP, whose product is annotated as coatomer subunit delta. NCBI's taxonomy places the organism in Eukaryota, Metazoa, Arthropoda, Insecta, Diptera, Culicidae. The transcript has 8 exons. Gene Ontology annotation, biological process: retrograde vesicle-mediated transport, Golgi to endoplasmic reticulum; Golgi localization; endoplasmic reticulum to Golgi vesicle-mediated transport. The record is from RefSeq and is a predicted model, not a curated record. Gene Ontology annotation, cellular component: cytosol; COPI vesicle coat. Bases 342 to 1922 code for a protein of 526 amino acids.